UUGGGUACUUUGAUUAAUCGCAAGUAAACAUAGAGUCAGUUUUAAUCUCGAGGUACAAUUUUGCAAAUUUAUAGCUGACUUCACACAGCUCAAACAACGAUUACUCUUAGUUGCUGCGCAACAGAAGUAUAGUAAUGUCACACAGCUCAUUAUAGAUUUAGUCUUGCACAUGCAAAUCAAUCAGAAACAUGCUUUUGAAACAUGCCAUCUUUGUUGUUUUGGUACUAUUUGGCGCAAGCAAGGUGAAUUCGAUGCUUGUAACACAAGGAACAUAUUUCAGGACAAUUGAAACAAAUGACGGUGACAAUUCUGAUAUUAGAAAUGACGAGGGAGUUUCGACUGAAUUCUUUCAUAACUAUGGUCUUGAUGAAAGCUGUAAGUAUAUAGGAUAUUCUGCAGAUGAUAAGAGGUACAGAAAAGCAUCCAGUGCUGAAGAGCUCCAGCAGGAAAAGGGAUACAAUCGAGUUUGGAAGAAGAUGGUGUCAUUGAAUGUCGCAUUUAGAAAACCGUCCUCUCAGUCUUCGGUGCGUUUUUUUGAAGGAAUCAAUUUGAUUCCGGGCUUCGGAAAUGAUGGAAACAUAACUGGAAAAUGGCAAGGAUGCAGUCUCACGGAAAAUGACGAAAAACCGUUUUGGCAGGUGGACCUUCUUAGGGAAGUUUACGUGACGAGUGUUCGAGUAAAAAGCACUGAGAAUUGGGGCAGUGGUAAAAUCAAUCCAUUCAGUGUAAGUGUUGGCAAUGAUAGAUCGGAGGGCGGCCGCAAAAACCCACUUUGUGUUACAAAUGGGCAGGUGGACAAAGGUCAAUUGAAGAAAUUUGAUUGCGACAAUCCACUGGUUGGUCGAUUUGUGAGUCUGUUUAUAGACAGGAAAGAAUAUCUACCAGUCUGCGAAGUCGAGGUUUAUGAAGGAAAUAUCGCGUACAAAAAGCCAUCUUCGCAAUCAUCAACAUCUACAAUAGAUGGAAUCCUACUAGUUGCCAGUUUUGGAAAUGAUGGUAACAGAACUGGGGAUUGGCAAGGAUGCAGUAUCACACAAGCUGACGUGACACCCUGGUGGCAAGUGGACCUUACAAGGCAAGCUGCGGUCGCAAGUGUCCAAAUAAGAAGUGGCGCAACUUGGGGUCAAUUGAAAAUCAAUCCAUUCGAUGUCAGUGUUGGGGAUGAUAGUUCAAAUGGUGGACGAAACAAUGCACUGUGUGUGAAAGAAGGAAGGUUGGCAAGUGGUGAAUUGAAAAAGUUCGAUUGUCCACAGGUCCUGAUGGGUCGCUACGUUAGUGUCUAUUUGAACAGGAAAGAAUUUCUUCAAGUAUGCGAGGUUGAGGUUUAUGAAGGUAUGUGCUUGAACUUAAGGCUUUCUUUCGAACAUACCAUAGGUAUCAGACCAGAGCCUCGUUAUUUCUGAGAUUUAAUGAUAGAGGCUAUGGCACCCGGGGUAUUUCGAAUAUAGAGUAAAAACUCUCGCAGUCACUGCACUGAAAGUCUUUGCGUCUACAAAUUGUUGAAAAAUUUUCGCUGCCAAUCGAUCAUGCGAUACAUACAUUGAUGACAAAAAUUUUCAGCGGUUAAAAUUUCGGACAAUGAACUUAGUUGAAGAAAUUUGAUAACCUGAUGUGGUUUUGCUUCACACAUGCAAAAGACUGUUCAAAAUUUUCCUGAAAAUUUCUCUGUCCGAAUUUUAAAAGUAUGACAAAUUUUUAACCAUAUCAAACAACGAAACCACAUAAGGACAGAUUUUCAAGAAAAUUUUGAACAGUCUUUUGCAUGUGUGAAGCGAAACCACAUCAGGUUAUAGAUUCACAUUUACACAAAAGUUUUAAGAAACUUGGAAGAAUAUCUGACUAUUGGAAACAUGACAUGUCAAGAAACAUUAUGUACUGGAACGGCUCAAAUUCUUAGUUUAGUGACUUAUUAAUUGACGAUGAGAACAAUAAUGAUAAUUAUUUGAACUGGUGGUCCUAUUAACUUGGAAAAGGGCUUUUUCAAAAAUUUUGUUGCCAGUCAUGUUUAACGAUCGUAGACUUUGCUUUAGUCAAUAUAUACUACGCAUGCGUGGGUCAUACAAAAUUUAUCGGCGUGACAACCUUCCGGACAAAUUUGCUACCCUGAAAGUUGUUUUACUCAAUGUAGAUUGCGAUCCAGUCCUCCCAGGUGGUGCCUUCUAUUUUGUAUAUUGAUCUUAGCCUCUAUUUGGUGCUUUCUGGUGACUGGGGGGUUGUACAAUAUAGAACAAUUACAUUCUUUGGCUUUAGUUAUCUUGGACAUGAUAUCUUCGAUCAUCAAAAUGGCUAAAAUGGCUUAGUACUACAAGAAUCCGAGGUUCACUGUUCAAAAAAGUCUAUUUUUUUUCAAAACUGUCAAGAGUUGAAAGAAUGCAUGGGCCCAUUGAUACUUUAGCUUUUUACCCUGGGUACCAGACCCACAUAAUUUCGAUCGCAGGACUAGAAGAUUGGAGUACAGAAGCGAAGGAGUAAAUAUUCGCGAGUUUCAUCAAUAAUAAUUAUAAUCGUUUAGGAACCACGCCUGUAUCUAUUGCCAUACACAUUUUGUCGGCAAACCAUCGGUUUUGUAGCCCGCUCCAUCAAAAUUUUAUGGCGACCGCAUUGGCGAAGAUCCCCGCUUCUCCGCUUAGUUUUCUAUUUACGCGCGUGAAAUUGUGUGGCUCUGGUACUGAGGGUACUUGGCCUUCCUAAAACCAAGAAACAGAGUUCUUUCAAGCAAGCUUCGGCAACACCAUACUUUGUUAAUUUCAAAAGCAACCAAUGAUGCUCCAUUGGCAUCUUCAAAUCUAAGUAAACAACACCAGACUUUCAUCAAUGCAAGCACCACUUCAGCGUGCAGAUCUCACCAAUGUAUAAAGAUUUGCAUUUGGCUUGAAAGGAUAAUCCAAUAUUUUUGUUAAUUUUACGCACAUAUUUUGGGAUGGUAUCAUUAAAUUUAAAAAUCCCCUACUGAUACCUCAAUCUCAGUUUGGGAUAGCCGUAACUAAUUAUUGUUCUUAUUUCGACAAACUUUCUUGACUCCUUUUGCAAAUUUCAUGUUUCCAGCUAUUGCUUUUACUGCAUUCUUCUUAAAACUUCAAGACUGGGAACUUAAUUUGCUAAAUAUCACAACAUUUACAAAGAGCUGACAAUGAGCCUAGGCAUUCCUAGUCCGCAAAUGAUUCACUUAUUUAUCUCAGCUAGUUUCUUGGGAUGUGUGACAAAUAAUGGUUUCCUGGAAUCUAUGUCAAAUACUGGGUUAAUUUAAGUUAAUUUCGUUAAAUUUUUUUGUUAAAAUUUGCAAGCGAAGAGUUUCUGCACAUCAUUUUGAUAAAUUGAAAUUAUAUUUUUGAAACAACUGAAAAAAUUCUGUGAUAAUAAUACUGUCAGAAGUAUGUAUUAAUGUAUGAA
Molecule: messenger RNA, 3390 nt
Organism: Rhopilema esculentum
Lineage: Eukaryota; Metazoa; Cnidaria; Scyphozoa; Rhizostomeae; Rhizostomatidae
Source: RefSeq, a predicted model, not a curated record